This is a messenger RNA of Danaus chrysippus (African queen), 627 nucleotides long. The record is from the annotation of a GenBank genome assembly. NCBI's taxonomy places the organism in Eukaryota, Metazoa, Arthropoda, Insecta, Lepidoptera, Nymphalidae.
AUGGGUGUAACGGUUUUACAGCAAUAUCCGGUUCCUGAAAAUAAAACGGGAACCUAUGUUAUAGAUUUACUUACAAAAAGAAUUUUAGCUCUUGGUGCUACACAGGCGGGACAAUUUUUAGUGGAUUGCGAAAGUUAUUUAUCACAUCCAACUAUGGGUUCAACAAAAACAGUACAUAUAUUACAUAAUUCAGAACAGCCAGCGUCUGUAUUUUCAAUACUCGAGAGCGGUACAAAGAACAUUCAUGUGAUUGCCGACGGGCUCUUCGAUUUACUCAUGAUGAAGCUAUCACAACAUUACACAUCCAAAAAACAAACAAAGAUUGAGAGCAAAGGUCCCAAGUUUGAACUCGGAGAUUUCUGUAUCAAACUCGGCUCUGUUACAAUGAAUCAGAAUUUUAAAGGAAUUCUUAUUGAGGUGGAAUAUCGUCCCUGUGUCAUGGCAAAUGCUGUUUGGGGAUUAUUACGAGAAUUCUUGCAAGGAAUUCUCGGUUCAACAAUAUCGGUUCAACCACCACAGCAUUUACUGAGCAGAAUGAAUGAAAUAUACACACCAAUUGACACUAUAUAUCAAUAUUUAGAACAUUUUAGUGCUUAUCGGAAAAUAACUGGAUUAAGAAGUGCAUAG